This is a messenger RNA of Panicum virgatum (switchgrass), 2273 nucleotides long. Its product is annotated as mediator of RNA polymerase II transcription subunit 19a-like. Gene Ontology annotation, cellular component: mediator complex. Bases 360 to 1022 code for a protein of 220 amino acids. NCBI's taxonomy places the organism in Eukaryota, Viridiplantae, Streptophyta, Magnoliopsida, Poales, Poaceae. The record is from RefSeq and is a predicted model, not a curated record. Gene Ontology annotation, biological process: positive regulation of transcription by RNA polymerase II. The transcript has 7 exons. Gene Ontology annotation, molecular function: transcription factor binding; transcription coregulator activity.
UUUACUUGUCGCAAGCGAGACCACCCUGCCCUAGCACCCGGAUUACAAACCCACCGGCGAGCGGCGAAAUCGGAGGCGACUCGCCGAGGGUUCCCGGUCCUCCGCUCUCUCGCCGGCUCCUCUACCGCGGCCGCAACUCGCCGGCGGCGGCCGGCGGGACGCUGAGGUCCAGCGCCCCCCUCCCCCCGGAAGCCUCUUCGGUCUCCUUCGCUAAUCGGGAGGCGUCGACCCCGCCGCGGCUCCCCGCCCCGCGCCCGCCGCCGAACUCUACUAGCGCUGGGCUGGCGCGGAUUGGAGCGGAGAUCGGCUCCGUGCCAUGUUGGUGAAGAUGCAUUACGUGUAGAUCAAGCUCCAAUCUGAUGGAUUCUGAUGAAAAGAAGUUUGGAAAAGGGCCUAGGGAGCUUUCUGGUGCUGUUGAUUUAAUCAACCACUACAAACUGCUCCCGCACCAUGAUUUCUUUUGCAAGAAACCUUUGCCACUGGCAAUCUCAGAUACACAUUAUCUUCAUAAUGUCGUGGGAGACACUGAAAUUCGCAAAGGAGAAGGAAUGGAGCUGGAUCAACUUGUUCAGAAUGCAUCUACGAGGAAUAAGCCUGCUUUUAUUCAGCCCUUUGAUAUGGAAAUACUGGGGCAAGCAUUCCAGCUUCGAGAAACAGCUCCAGUAGAUUUGCCCUCUGCUGAAAAGGGUAUACCUACUAUUUCUGGUAAGCCAAAAAGUGAGUCCAAGGACAAAGAGAAGAAACAUAAAAAACACAAAGACAAAGACAGGGAUAAAGAUAAGGAGCAUAAGAAGCAUAAACAUCGGCAUAAAGACCGGAGUAAGGAUAAAGAUAAAGACAAGGACAAAGAUAAGAAAAAGGAUAAAAGUGGGCAUCAUGAUUCUGGCGGCGAUCAUUCAAAGAAGCAUCAUGAUAAGAAGAGGAAGCAUGAGGGAAUGGAGGACUCGGCGGAUGUGCAUAAGCACAAGAAGAGUAAGCACAAGAGUUCCAAAACCGAUGAAAUGGGGAAUGGACUUAGUUAACUACACUUCCUAGUUCUAGUCUUCAAUCCUUGUAACUUGCUGUUAAAAGGAAACUCCGAUGGUUUCUGUCAUCAAAACUCUGCAGAAUGGUGGGAUAUUUGGCUUGCAUAGGUUGUCUUACUUUGGUUGCUCUAUUGUCCACCGGUGAAAACACGAAGAUGCAAAUGUUUCAGUAAGAGGUGCAUUGUUUGGUUGUGCUUUUAAGCCAAUCAGGCUAUAUUUAUAUUCAUUUAAGCUUAACUGAAGCAUAGACCAACACUUGGUGACUUUAUUUGUCCAUGAGGUGGAUAAGACUUCCCUUUUGUUUGGUACCCCUAAGAUCCUAACAUUAGUCUCAUUUGAUUCUUACCUGCCUGCACCUCUGGAGCAUCCGAAUAUGCAAUGGCAAACAGUUACUCAGAUUCUACACGGGCACUUAAUUUUAACUGUUAUUUCCCCCCUUUGUGCUCACUUGCUAAGAUGAGAGUUAAAUCUUAUAUGUUCCUUCAGAGACCAAAAGAGACAUGAAUUGAUAUGGAGCAUAAUAAUAUAUUAAUGAAAAUACUUGCAGGCUUACAGUGCACUUGUUUAGCAUCAUAGAAAAAAGGCAUGUCAAUCUCAAGUCUUCCAUAAUUAGCACUUUCACAAAAAUAUGGUAAAUCAUUGUAUUUUGAAGAAUCUGCCUAACUUUUAUGCUUGUUUGCAUGGUGUAGGUAUCAUUACCAUGAACUGAACCUGUUUGAUGAGAACACCAUAAUUGAGGUCGUCUUGCAGCAUCCAUUCUGAUGAAAGUUGUAUUUGUUAAUACUAAUAGGGGACUAAUCCAUUGUACCAUUGCGACUUUAUGUUCCUCCCUGAAGAAUAACUGGUUGUAGGAACACUUGAAAGGACUUGCAACAAGAUUGUUUCGAUUACUAGGGCCAGUGCACCCUUCCAAAAUAGGCUUCUAAUUGAACUCGUGAUGUAGCAUGAGUACAUUGAGUAGUAGUAGUGGACAGAUAUAGAAUGUGCAGCCUAGAGAUGUAGCUGAGAGCAGGGAAUCAAAGCAUAUUUGUGUUUCUUGUGCCAAUCUUGAUUCAUAGAGUGGGAUGAUUUGUUGUUUAAUCAGUAGCUAAAUGCUGGUCGUCAGUCCCAAGUUUAUCGUAUGUGGCAAGUGUGUUUCCUUGUGAAACUGUGGCUGAUCCAUAUGGAUGGAAGGAGUGGGGUUAAAUGGGACCAGUGCUCCUUGUUUAACCAUGAAUACGGUUUCAUUGCUAAUGGAUGUAUUACAAA